Molecule: messenger RNA, 1197 nt
Organism: Morone saxatilis (striped sea-bass)
Lineage: Eukaryota; Metazoa; Chordata; Actinopteri; Moronidae
Gene: fas
Product: Fas cell surface death receptor
Exons: 9
Coding region: 51-965 (304 amino acids)
Biological process (GO): activation-induced cell death of T cells; regulation of stress-activated MAPK cascade; negative regulation of apoptotic process
Cellular component (GO): external side of plasma membrane; membrane raft; CD95 death-inducing signaling complex
Molecular function (GO): protein binding; tumor necrosis factor receptor activity
Source: RefSeq, a predicted model, not a curated record
GUGAGAGUAGGGCGGGACUCCGGUGCCGGUGACACAGCUUCAGUGUAACGAUGAUGGCAGCCGAUGCAGACAAGAUGUGUUUGAUCGCCCUUGUUUUGUUCUUCCUUCUGACAUCAGGGGCCUUUUCUCCUGCCUCAGGCCAGUGUACAGAUGGGACCUACAACUAUAAGGGGAAGGACUGCUGUCGGUGUGGUGCUGGUUGGCAUGUGGUGAAGCACUGCAAUGCAAGUCUACAACGUGGCGAAUGCAAGGAAUGUGAUCAUGAGACGUACAACAGCGACCCUAAUGGCCAGACGUCCUGUGAGCCCUGCACAUCCUGCUCACACGGCAAUGAUAAUCUAGAAGUUGUUGAACCCUGCACUCCUGCCAGGGACACAAAGUGUGGAUGUAAAGAGGGUCACUAUUGUAAUACUCCCGAAGAAAUCUGUAGACUUUGCCAAGCCUGUGAAACAUGUGGUGGUCCUGAGAACAUUAAAGAACCGUGUACAAACCGCACUAAUACAGUCUGCAAGGAAAAAAGUGAAGGGGGAAAUAUAAGCAUACCCGGCAUAAUUGUUGGUGUUAUAAUAGCUAUUGUAGUAGUAGUGGCGGUGGUGUUUAUUUGGAAAAAGAGACCAUUCAGCAGACAGAGGCAAGGCCAAGUGCCAAAUGGAAAUACACAUGAUGUGGAGAUGCAGCCUCUUUAUGAAGUGGAUCUCCAGCCUCGCCUGCCUGACAUUGCAGAAGCACUGGGAUGGAAGGAUAUGAAGGAAGUAGCAAUACGUAGCAACAUACCAAUGACUGUUAUUGACUCUUGUCAACUGGACAUCCCUGGUGAUAGUAAGGAGCAGACUCUUAAACUACUGUUAAACUGGGUGGAGAGUCAGGGCUCGGAUGCAGCGAAGAACUUGCUUGAAAUCCUACAAAGAAGUGGCAAAAGGAGAAAAGCCGAAAGGGUGAAAGAGAUAUUGAGUCAUGACUACUAGAUGAAAGCUUCCUGUGUGAAUGUGUCUAUUGUGAGCACUAAUUGAAUUGUUGAAUUGUAUAUGUGUGAGUUAGGAUUUUUGUAAAAGCAGAGUUAAAUGAAAGGUGAAAGGUUUUCUCAAAACCCCAUUUAUGUGUUUACAUAAUGUUUGUGGAGAUAUGUGCCAUUUUUUUGUGAUGAAUAGUGUGUGCCAUGGUUUAUAUAGUGUGCAAUAAAUGUGUUAAUAAGUGUCA